Molecule: messenger RNA, 889 nt
Organism: Symsagittifera roscoffensis
Lineage: Eukaryota; Metazoa; Xenacoelomorpha; Acoela; Convolutidae
Exons: 3
Coding region: 369-704 (111 amino acids)
Source: RefSeq, a predicted model, not a curated record
ACAAAUAGCGAUAAAAACACCCGAUAACCUGCAGCUAUCCCAAGUCCAAUAAAGAAGUUCCCACUCUGUUAAUUUAUAUACCAGAUAGAUUUUUCUCCAGUUGUUGACCACUUAGCAGCAAAAACAGCAGCAACUUCUCCCGGCAAAACAACAAACAUUAAUCAACACCAUACUUUUAUUCAAUCCACGCUAAAACACCGCGGGUCUGAGCUGAGAAAAUUGAGCAAUCAACAAAACCCAACCACAUUGCAAUACCAAUAAAAUAACAUCCUAAUCCACACUCAUCCGCAGAGCGUGAAAAAGUGAAUUUGAAGUCUCCAAUCUGAAUUGAGACUUUGUUUUUAAUUAGAUCUUCGCCUAUAGUUUCGAUGUCCAUAAUGCAGUCGGCAAACGCAGCUUUUUCUCUUCUUCUCAGCAUUUCCCUCCUUCUCACCUUGGUGUGCAGUCACCCUUCGUUGUACGAAAAUGAAGAAGGAGGAGGUGAGAUGGAGAAGAGACUGAAGAUCCCGAUGAUGUCCAGACUACGCAAUGGACCCCAGCAGCUCCACGGAGGAUUCGGAAUGUCUGCAGUCAAGAAACUCAAGAUCCCCUUCUUCGCUCUCAAAAACCCCAACGACCCAAGGUACGCAGCUGGACUGCAGCUGAAGAGACAACUGGCCUCCAGCUACUUGCAGCCAGAUGAGAGCCACUCUGCCAUGUAUUAAUUAACAAUCAAGAACAACUGUCAAAUAACAACUAACUCACUUAUAAAAUCUCUUCAUGUGAAGGGACAAUAAAGAGGUGUUUGGUUGUGUGUAAAUAACUGUUUUGGGAUGCUAUAUGUAUACUCACGAAUAGAUCGGCCGUUUUUCAGUGUCUAUUACUUUUCUCAAAUUGACUGUUUCAAUGG